Molecule: messenger RNA, 1646 nt
Organism: Morus notabilis
Lineage: Eukaryota; Viridiplantae; Streptophyta; Magnoliopsida; Rosales; Moraceae
Product: enolase
Exons: 17
Coding region: 88-1425 (445 amino acids)
Biological process (GO): glycolytic process
Cellular component (GO): phosphopyruvate hydratase complex
Molecular function (GO): phosphopyruvate hydratase activity; magnesium ion binding
Source: RefSeq, a predicted model, not a curated record
CCUUAACUCAACCGAACCAAAAGAAACACUUUCGAGAAGAACAAAAAGAAAACACAAGAGUUUAUUCAUUCACUGAUCAUAAUCAUCAUGGCCACGAUCAAGCUCGUUAAAGCUCGCCAGAUCUUUGACAGCCGUGGAAACCCAACUGUUGAAGUUGAUGUUGUACUCUCUGAUGGAAGCUUCUCUAGAGCUGCUGUGCCCAGUGGUGCCUCCACAGGUAUAUAUGAAGCCUUGGAAUUGAGAGAUGGAGGAUCGGAUUACCUUGGGAAAGGUGUCCUGAAGGCUGUGGGGAACGUGAAUACAAUCAUCGGACCUGCUUUGGUUGGCAAGGACCCUACAGAGCAGACCAAAAUUGACAAUUAUAUGGUACAACAGCUUGAUGGAACAGUUAAUGAAUGGGGUUGGUGCAAACAAAAGCUUGGAGCAAAUGCUAUACUAGCAGUGUCUCUUGCUAUUUGUAAAGCAGGUGCCGCGGUGAACAAGAUUCCUCUGUACAAGCACAUUGCCAAUCUCGCUGGAAACAAGACCUUGGUGCUUCCUGUACCGGCAUUCAAUGUAAUUAAUGGCGGUUCCCACGCAGGCAAUAAGCUGGCGAUGCAGGAGUUCAUGAUUCUUCCUGUGGGGGCAUCUUCUUUCAAGGAAGCAAUGAAGAUGGGAGUAGAAGUCUAUCACCACUUGAAGGCGGUGAUUAAGAAGAAGUAUGGACAAGAUGCAACAAAUGUUGGAGAUGAAGGAGGCUUUGCUCCAAAUAUUCAGGAAAACAAAGAGGGCCUUGAACUGCUGAAAAUAGCCAUAGCUAAAGCUGGAUACACUGGAAAGGUUGUAAUUGGGAUGGAUGUUGCUGCUUCAGAAUUCUAUGAUAGCAAGGAUAAGACAUAUGACUUGAAUUUCAAGGAAGAGAACAAUGACGGAUCACAGAAGAUAUCAGGAGACAGUUUGAAGAAUGUGUACAAGUCAUUUGUGACCGAGUAUCCUAUUGUCUCCAUUGAAGAUCCCUUUGACCAGGAUGAUUGGGAGCAUUAUGCAAAGCUGACUUCUGAAAUUGGCGAGCAAGUGCAGAUUGUUGGUGAUGACCUUCUUGUCACAAAUCCAAAGCGUGUGGAGAAAGCGAUAAAGGAGAAGGCCUGCAAUGCCCUACUCCUGAAGGUGAAUCAAAUUGGUUCUGUGACUGAAAGUAUUGAGGCUGUGAAAAUGUCUAAAUGUGCUGGAUGGGGUGUUAUGGCAAGUCACCGAAGUGGUGAAACCGAAGAUACAUUCAUUGCAGACCUUUCGGUUGGGUUGGCAACGGGUCAGAUCAAGACCGGUGCUCCUUGCAGGUCGGAACGCCUUGCAAAAUACAACCAGCUUCUUAGGAUCGAAGAAGAGCUUGGAUCUGCGGCAAUUUACGCUGGAGCGAAAUUCAGGGCACCAGUUGAACCCUACUGAUUCCUCCACGAGACUCUUAUAAGAACAGUUUUCAAUAAGCAUGUCUAGAGUUUGUUAUUGCGAAGAUGAAGUUUUAAUUACUAGUUGAAUGAGUGAACUCUAAAUGCCAGUAUGGUCAUCGGAAGUUGGAUUGUUUUGCCGUUAUCCUUCAGGUUAUGUUGUUUGGUCUAUGCUAUACAUAUUACACGUGCUUAAUGGUAAAUUACUGUUCUUGGUGGGUA